This is a messenger RNA of Paramacrobiotus metropolitanus, 3749 nucleotides long. RefSeq names its product mucin-5AC-like. NCBI's taxonomy places the organism in Eukaryota, Metazoa, Tardigrada, Eutardigrada, Parachela, Macrobiotidae. Gene Ontology annotation, biological process: positive regulation of transcription by RNA polymerase II. Gene Ontology annotation, cellular component: nucleus; transcription regulator complex; histone methyltransferase complex. The coding region runs from base 720 to 3353 and encodes 877 amino acids. The transcript has 6 exons. The record is from RefSeq and is a predicted model, not a curated record.
UAUUUUCCCGGUUGCAUUCGGACGCAUGGUGAUCAGAGUUGAUUUGCUCUUAAACCUGUUCUGAAGGGAUCUUGGCUAUCAGCGCAAAAGUAAAAAAACACGAUUGUUCUUGCAAAAAUUUUCUCUUUUUGGCCGCAGCGUGUGUUUCCCGUUUCUCUUCCCGCUUUCCUGGCGUCUUCUCUCCCGUUCGGAAUAUUUUUCCUUCCGUUGAUCGAUUAGUCUGCCAAACACAUCACCAUCAUCCCGUUGAAAUGCCGUUGCUGUUUAAUCGCCCAGCAGUUAAUUAGAGCAGUGUCAAUGGGAUUUUGACGUCAUUGCUCUGUGUCUGCCUGUGUGCUGUGUAUGCGCGAGUGAUUAAUUUAUUUUGUUGGGAUCGUGUGCGCGCUGGCUUGUCAUCGUGUGGAUGCUGUGUGUGCCAAUUAGAAAUCUGGGGCUACCUUCAAUGGAUUAAUAGUGCAGAAGCCCUGCUUUGGCCAGCCAUUGGGUGUGUGCUGGAUUUGGUGAAGAUUGCAGUGAUUUCAUUGAAUCUGAUGGAAAUUUAUGCAUCUUGAAUGGGAUUUUGAUUAGUGCAUUGAUUGGGAUUCUGAAGGCUUUCAGGGAUUUAUUAUUAUCAGAUUUAUUAUCGCACUUCUUCCGUUAGCGGGACGGGGCCGUUCUCCCUGGAUGGCUGAUCGUGGCCGUCCGUCUCCCGUGUAAGCCGCCGACUGAUCGACAGUGCCAUGAAAGAGUAUUCGGAAGGCCAGGAGCAUUCGACGCUGCCACCUGCCACUGCCGCCGUCGCUGUCCACGAUGCUCCGCCGUCGUCCUCCUCCUCCACCACGACGACGGGGACAGAGGGAUCCAGCAGUAAGGAGCAGGUGGAGGCCGUCCUCACCGUGCCGGGCAGUAUGGAGGAUCGCCAGUUCCCCCAACAGCUCUCCAAUCUCCAGGGCAAUCUCCGCAACAUCCUGCGCAUCGGGGAAAACCAGAUCCAUGUCCGGCGCGUGGAGCCCUGGAACAGCGUGCGCAUCACCUUCGUCCUGCCGCCGACGGCCGCCACCCGCCUGCAGGCGCUGGCCGCCCAGGCCGACAACCAGCUGGCCGGCAUGGGCGUCCUGACCGUCCGCGUGGGCGAGGCCAACCCGGUGACUGUCCAGUUAGUCCCCAGCACCUCCGGCGCGCCGCAGGAGCCCCCCGCCAAGAAGCCCAAAUCCGACAAGAAGGGCCGGCCGCGCAAGACCCCCACCGCCAAACUCCUACCUCCCCCGCUCCCCGCCCCGCCCCUGGACGCGCCGCCGGCCAUCAACGGGGACACCAGCGCCCUGGCAGUAUUACAGCAUGUACUCAGCUCCAUCGCCACGCACCGCGGCGGCAGUAGCAGCAGCAACGACUGCCAGCCCUCCACCUCCAAGGUGGAUCUGCAGCCCAACGUCGUGGCCACCACCUCGCAGCCCAUCCCCAUCCCGACCACCCCGGUGAUGGGGCACGCGGCGGCUACCGGGCCGUUUCCCUUCGCUAGCAUGACCAAGGUGGCCUACACCCUCAAGAACACCAUGACCAGCUCAGCGGCCGGCGCCUCGACACUGACCACCACCGCCGCUGCCCGUGAGACCCCCGGCCGGUCCGCGGGGACAGCGAAAGCCGCCAGUCCGACGAAAGCCGCACACCAGCGCAAUAUCGCCCUGACCAGUCCUCUUUUGGUGAAUCUCCUGCAGAGCUCGGAAGCAUCCGGGGCCUCCACGUCCGCCGCGGCGCCCGCCACCCCGCCGGCGGCGCCGUCGCAACCCGCCAAACGCACCAAGAAGAAGAAACUCGCGGAACUGGAGCCGCCCAUCCCGCCGCCCCUGGAGGUGGACAAGAAACCCUCCCGUCCGCGGAAACGGAAGAAAGUCGAGGCCACCAACGGGAUCGAGGAGAUGGCCGCCAUCCCGGCGUCCCCCGGAGCGGCCGGCGGGGUCCUGCUCCUCAAUAAGGACCACCGCACCAUCGCGCCUAAAUCCCUGAGCGAGUCUUCCAUGGACGUGCCCACUUCCACGGCGCCGACCUUCAUCACGGUGUUCGCGCUGACCUCACCGGGAUUAACGCGCACCAGCUCGUCGCCGCUGGUGUGGAGCGCCCCGGCGGCCGUGACGUCGACGGCCAGCACCACGGCGGUGGCGCUGACGGGGAACGUGUUGCCGGUGGCCGUCGUGCCGGUGCGGGCGGGCACGCCUUUGGCGCGCUCGCCGGCCGGGGCGGGCGAGGUUCGCAGUCCGUCGCCGGCGGCGGCGGUGCCCUCCGGGCGGAGGACUCCCAAAGCCAUGCCGUCGCCGCUGCUCCCGCAUCCGUUGGGCCCGCAUCAGCCCACUGUCGCCAACGGGGAGAGCAGUACGUCGUCGUUGGAUUCGGGGAUUUCCUUGGGAUUAACCGGAAGUCUCGAAGAAAAGCCUGAUCGAAAUGGCCGCCAUCCCGGCGUCCCCGGAGCGGCCGGCGGGGUCCUGCUCCUCAAUAAGGACCACCGCACCAUCGCGCCUAAAUCCCUGAGCGAGUCUUCCAUGGACGUGCCCACUUCCACGGCGCCGACCUUCAUCACGGUGUUCGCGCUGACCUCACCGGGAUUAACGCGCACCAGCUCGUCGCCGCUGGUGUGGAGCGCCCCGGCGGCCGUGACGUCGACGGCCAGCACCACGGCGGUGGCGCUGACGGGGAACGUGUUGCCGGUGGCCGUCGUGCCGGUGCGGGCGGGCACGCCUUUGGCGCGCUCGCCGGCCGGGGCGGGCGAGGUUCGCAGUCCGUCGCCGGCGGCGGCGGUGCCCACCGGGCGGAGGACUCCCAAAGCCAUGCCGUCGCCGCUGCUCCCGCAUCCGUUGGGCCCGCAUCAGCCCACUGUCGCCAACGGGGAGAGCAGUACGUCGUCGUUGGAUUCGGGGAUUUCCUUGGGAUUAACCGGAAGUCUCGAAGAAAAGCCUGAUCGAAACUCAAUAAACUACCUCGUCGCUGGCCCGGCGCCUGCCGCCGCCGCACCCAGUAUUGCCCAGUCGAAAACCACCAAGGCGGAGAGCUUCACCGUCAUCAACACCGCCGUGGCGGCCAAUCCCGCGUCCCGAUUAAAAACCCCACCGAUUACGCAUCCGGCUAAUGGCCCGUUGAAAGUGGUGACGCUGGUGGAGCACAAGAUCGGCAGCUGCAGCACCCUGCCGUCCUCCGAGGUCAAACUGCUCCCGCCGUCGGCGGCGGCACCGAGCGCCCAGGAGGUCCUCAAGAAGCUCCCGCCCCCCGUCACCCCCGCUCCGCCGCCCCCCACCGCCGCCGACCUGAUCUCAGUCGGCGCCCCGUCGCCGCCGGCGGUGGUGGCCAAUCACGUGGACGCCGUGCCCAUGGAGGCCGCCAGCUGAGCGCCCACCGCCCCCCGGGAGACGGACAACGGCCAUCUCAAAAUGUGCCAAUAAAAUCCAUUUGUGGUUCGCAUCGGUGUGUGUUUUCGCUCAAUCAGGAGUCUUGUGUGCUUCAGGGAGGAUGGGGGUGUGGUUUAUUGUUUGUGGGGGUACCGAUUUGACCAAAAGGAGUAUUGGGGCGGUUUGUUUAAAUGUUUGCACUUGGAGAUGUUUUUAACUCUGUUCUUUUAGCUAUUUAUCUCUUCUCGGUUUCUUUUUGAGUUUUGGUUAUUAUUUUCGCGCUUCACUGGACUGGAUGUUACUGCGUCAAAAGGGAUAUUAUGUCUUCGAGAAAAAAUGCUUGUUGGGUUUUAAGAUUUCAGUGUUUUUGUUUCAUGUACAAAGUAAAAGUGAAUU